UGUCGACAUUUUAAUGUAGAAAUCUAGACGUUUCGAAAUAUCCUACAGUGUACUUUGUAUACAAUGAAUAGCAGGAAUACAGAGAGUUACAAUGAAGUAAGUACUUUUUUUCCCUUCUUUUUUACAAAUAGCUAAUUGACUAUAAAUGUGGCUGCCGUUCUAGUCGGAAGAAUCUAAUGCAAAAUGCAUCCCCUCUGAACGAAAUAAUAAUAAUAACAGUAUAAAACUCCGCUGUUGAAAAAUGAGUUGAGGCAGGCACGUUUAUGCACAGCGUUCAAAUGUUUGAUCAGUGUUUGCGUUCCCUGAGACUCGAACCCACGCCAUUGCCGGCGCCUGCUCUACCGACUGAGCCACACGGGCAAGAACAGGAUCUGUUAUGGUUUUCCAUUCAUCUCCUGAACUAACAGACUGUGAAGGCUCACGGAGUCAGUUAAACUAGGAUCUGUCAUGUCUCAAGGGGCUCUGAGGUGUUCAGUGGGGUUUGUUGCUCUGCUGGGAAUUUUAUUGAUAAAAAUCUCAGGAAUUCAUGGAAAAGCAACUGUUCAUUUGGAUGGAUCUCAGAGACGGGAAAAACACGAUUCCUUGAGAGGACCUAAUGUGUGUGGAUCUCGUCUGCAGUCCUACUGCUGUCCAGGCUGGAAGACUCUGCCGGGAGGAAACCGCUGCGUUGUGCCUAUCUGCCGGAACAGCUGUGGCAGUGGUUUCUGCUCCAGACCCAACACGUGCACGUGCCCUGGUGGCCAGAUAGCCACAACCUGCGCCGCCAAAUCAUCCCAACAAUGCAAUACGAGAUGUAUGAAUGGAGGGGUGUGUGAAGAGGACCAUUGCCAGUGUGCAAAGGGAUACACGGGCAGCUUCUGUGAGCAGACUGUCUGUGAGAAGACCUGUCGUAAUGGCGGACGCUGCGUUGGACCGGACCGCUGCGUGUGUGUGUACGGCUUCACUGGGCCACAGUGCGAGAGAGAUUACCGAACGGGCCCGUGCUUCAUCCAGGUGCGCGGCAAGCAGUGUGCGUCUCAGAGCAGUGGAUUUGUGUGCAAUAAGGAGCUGUGCUGUGCCACAGUGGGACGAGCGUGGGGUCACCCAUGCGAGCUGUGCCCUCCGCUCAGCGCGUCCUGCAGCAGAGGAUUGACGCCAAACAGUCGCACAGGAGCCUGCCAAGAUGUUGAUGAAUGUAAGGUUGUGCCUGGCCUGUGUAAAGGAGGAAAGUGCAUCAACACUGUGGGCUCAUAUCAGUGCCAGUGUCCCAGCGGUUUCCAGCAGCACAUGAGUUCGCUGAUGUGUGAGGAUGUGGACGAAUGCUCCACCGUCCAGCGCGUGUGUGAUGGAGGACGCUGCGUUAAUUCAGUGGGCAGUUUCUCCUGUGUGUGUCUUGCUGGAUACCUGCCGUCUGCAGACAGGACGAGCUGCCUCGAGCAGCACACAGGCGUCUGUUUUGCGUCAGUCGUGAAUGGACGCUGUGCUCAGGAAAUCAGUGGACGCUUCAGUAAAACCCAGUGCUGCUGUGACCGUGGACGCUGUUGGAGUCAAAGCACAGCUCAUGAAAUGUGUCCCGUACCUGGAUCAGAUGAGUACUUCAGGAUCUGUCUGGUGGGCUCUGCUCUGAGUGGCUUUGGUGAAGAGGAUCCUGAUACACACCCUCAACAUCCCAGUGGCUUCAGUUCUGCCUCUACUGACCAGAUACCUCACCCACUUAACGACAAUGGACUCAUCAAACCUCAGGUUCAUCGGAUUCCCCAAAUCCCUCAGAUCUCAGGGAAUGGUAAUGGAUUUAAAUCUCGACGUCCUGUUGUUGUUCGUGUGAAUGAGACUGUCAACAGGUGUCGUCUGUUUCCUAAACUGUGUCUGAAUGGACGCUGUGUACCCAUGGGCUCUGACUACCGCUGUGACUGUAACACCGGAUACAGAGAGGACAACAGAGGACAGUGUUCAGAUGUAGAUGAGUGUGCGCUUGAGCACUGCACUAAUGGAAACUGUGUCAACACUCCUGGUUCCUACUACUGCAGAUGCCACGCAGGCUUUCUCAGGGUUCCAGGCAAACAGGCCUGCAUUGACAUUGACGAAUGUCUUCAGAAUGGGUUGCUGUGUAAGAACGGCCGCUGUCUUAACAUGGAGGGCAGCUUUCAGUGCAUCUGUAAUGCAGGAUUCAAGCUCACACCUGAUGGCAAAAACUGCAUAGAUCACGAUGAAUGCGCUGCCACUAACAUGUGUCUUAAUGGCAUGUGCAUUAAUGAAGACGGCAGCUUUAAAUGUGUUUGCAAACCCGGAUUCACCCUCAACUCCAGCGGACGAUACUGUACAGAUGUGGAUGAAUGCCAGACCCCAGGUGUGUGUAUGAACGGACAGUGUGUGAACACACAGGGCUCUUUCAGGUGUGAGUGUUUCGCAGGUCUUACCAUAGGAAUAGAUGGGCGCACAUGUGUAGACACACACGUGCGCAGCACUUGUUAUGGGGCUGUAAAAAGAGGCCUGUGUGUGCGGCACUUACAGCAAUCUGUCACCAAGUCACAGUGCUGCUGUGCCAACCCCGACUAUGGCUUUGGUGAGCCGUGCCGUCCCUGCCCUGGCAAAAACUCAGGUGAGUUUCAGGCCUUGUGUGCAAGUGGUGUUGGAUUUUCUGCUGAUGGCAAAGACAUUAACGAGUGUGCUCUGGAUCCUGAAAUCUGCUCUAACGGAGUGUGUGAGAAUCUCAGAGGAAGUUUCCGCUGCGUCUGUAACGGUGGCUAUGAAAAUGACCAGACUGGCAGAAACUGUCUGGACAUUGAUGAAUGUGUAGUGAACAGUCUCCUCUGUGAUAACGGCCUGUGCCGAAAUGUGCCCGGCAGCUACAGCUGCACCUGCCCGGCGGGAUACACCUUCAGACACGACACGGAGACGUGUGAUGAUGUGAACGAGUGUGCGAGCAGCCCGUGUAUUAAUGGAGUCUGUAAGAACAGUGUGGGCUCUUUCUCCUGUGAGUGCCCACUAGGAAGUAAACUGGACUCCACUGGACUUUUAUGUGUUGACAGUCUGAAGGGCUCGUGCUGGUUAACCCUUCAGGACGGCCGCUGUGAAGUGAACAUUAAUGGAGCUACGCUGAGGUCUCAGUGCUGUGCCACGCUGGGAGCGGCCUGGGGCAGCCCAUGUGAACCAUGUCAAAGCGAUCCCAAAUGUGAACGAGGAUUUGCUCGGCCAAGAGGGGCUUUGUGUGAAGAUGUAAAUGAAUGUGAGGUGUUUCCUGGUGUGUGUCAGAAUGGGCACUGUGUGAACACUAGAGGUUCUUUUAAAUGUCAGUGUCCAGAGAGUCUCACACUGGAUGUCACUGGACGUGUCUGUGUGGAUGUCCGUUCAGAGCCCUGUUUCCUCACCUACGAUGAAGACGUGUGUACCCACCCAGUACCAGGACGCUUGCACAUGGAUGUGUGUUGCUGUACAGUGGGCUUGGCCUGGGGCAAAGAUUGUGAAUUGUGCCCUGAGCCUGGCACUCGCCAUUUUGAUGCUCUGUGCCCAAGAGGACCAGGCUUCGCCAACAAAGGGGAUGUGCUCACUGGCAGAGCUGUCUAUAAAGAUAUUAACGAGUGUAAAGUUUUCCAAAGCAUCUGUAUUCAUGGAAAAUGUCGGAACACCAUUGGAAGCUUCAGAUGUCGUUGUGACAAUGGCUUUGCACUAGAUACCAAUGAGCAAAACUGCACAGAUAUUGAUGAGUGUGUGAUCUCUCCUGAUGUUUGUGGUCAUGGCACGUGUGUGAACACCCUGGGCAGUUUCCAGUGUGACUGUUUCCCUGGCUAUGAGAGUGGAUUUAUGAUGAUGAAGAACUGCAUGGAUAUUGACGAGUGUGAACGAAACCUCUCACUGUGUAAUGGAGGCACCUGUGAAAACACUGAUGGCAGCUACAAGUGUGUGUGUCCACCUGGUCAUCAGCUGUCUGUGGACAACAGUGCUUGUGAAGAUGUGAAUGAGUGUGAGUUGAGCAGCACAUUGUGUCUUAAUGGCAGGUGUGUGAAUGUGGUGGGGACGUACCAGUGCUCCUGUAACUCUGGUUAUCAGACGACACCUGAUAGGAAAGGCUGCACAGAUGUAGAUGAGUGUACAAUAGAGAAUGGAGGAUGUGAGCUGUAUUGUAGUAAUUCAGACGGGAGUUACUCCUGCAGCUGCGGUCAGGGUUAUGCUAUGAUGCUGGACCAAAGGACAUGUGCAGAUGUGAAUGAAUGUGAAGAGGAUGUUGACAUCUGUGACGGUGGUCAGUGCACUAACGUCCCUGGAGCAUAUCACUGUGUGUGUCAUGAAGGGUUCACAACUUCUGUGGACAUGAGGACGUGCAUCGAUGUGAAUGAGUGUGAACUCAACACCAACAUCUGUGUGUUUGGGGAGUGUGAGAAUACCAAGGGUUCUUUUAUCUGUCAUUGUGAGAUGGGUUACGCCGUGAAGAAAGGAACCUCUGGCUGCACCGAUGUUAAUGAGUGUGAGAUAAACACUCAUGACUGUGACACACACGCCACCUGUGUCAACACACUGGGACAUUACCACUGCUCCUGCAGGGACGGAUGGUCUGGUGAUGGAGUCAGAUGUGCUGAUGUGGAUGAGUGCAGUGACAGGACUCACGUCUGCAGUGCUGAUGCUGAGUGCGUGAACACGGCCGGAUCGUACCGCUGUCGAUGUUCAGAUGGCUUUACUGGAGACGGAUUUACCUGCUCAGAUAUGGACGAGUGUGCUGAAGAUGUGGAUUUGUGUGAAAAUGGGCAGUGUCUCAAUGUUCCUGGCAGCUAUCGCUGUGAAUGUGAGAUGGGCUUUACACACACUCCAAACAGCAAAACCUGUCAAGAUAUAGAUGAGUGCACCUUCCAGAACAUCUGUGUAUAUGGCACAUGUCAGAAUAUUCCAGGAAUGUUUCGCUGUAUUUGUGAUGAAGGCUAUGAGCUGGACAGGACCGGUGGAAACUGCACAGAUGUGGACGAGUGUCUUGAUCCUGUCAGCUGUGUUAAUGGUCACUGUGAGAACACAGCCGGCUCAUACCAGUGUAACUGUCCCAUUGACUUUGAGCUCAACCCCACUGGAAUCGGCUGCAUUGACACACGAGCAGGGAGCUGUUUUCUGGAUUUGGCGUACCGUGGCCAUGGUGGGCUCGCAUGUAGUGUUGAGCUGGGAUUUGGAGUCAGUCGUUCAUCGUGCUGCUGUUCUCUGGGACGAGCAUGGGGUAACCCGUGUGACCUUUGCCCUCCACUCAACACCUCGGAGUAUAACACACUAUGUCCUGGAGGAGAGGGGUUCAAACCCAACCCCAUCACCAUCAUCCUGGAAGAUAUUGAUGAAUGUCAGGAGCUGCCUGGUCUGUGUCAAGGUGGAAACUGUAUCAAUACAUUUGGAAGUUUCCAGUGUGACUGUUCAGCUGGAUACUACCUCAACACGGACAGCCGCAUGUGUGAGGAUAUCGAUGAGUGCGUGCUCAGUUCUGGUGUUUGUGGACCAGGCACCUGCUAUAACACACUGGGAAACUACACAUGCAUCUGCCCACAGGACUACAUGCCAGUGAACAGAGGACACGGCUGCAUGGAUAUGAGAAAAAGUCUGUGUUACCGUAACUAUAGUGGCAGUACCUGUGAACACCAGCUCAACUUCAACACCACACAGAGAUUGUGCUGCUGUGCCUACAAUGUGGGCAAAGCCUGGAACAAACCAUGCCAGGCCUGCCCCAGCCCUGGCACAGGUGACUAUAGAAGUCUUUGUGGCAGUGUGACUGGAUUCGGGAUUGACAUUGAAACCGGACAGCCGAAAGAUAUUGAUGAAUGUCAUGAAAUCCCAGGCAUCUGUGCUCAUGGUGUGUGUAUAAACCACAUGGGCAGUUUCCACUGCGAGUGUCCCACAGGCUUCAGUUACAGUGACCUGCAGCUCAUCUGUGAAGACAUUGAUGAAUGCAGCAGUGGGGAGCAUGUGUGUCAGAGAAAUGCAGACUGCAUCAACCAGCCGGGCAGCUAUCAGUGUGAAUGUUCUGAUGGGUAUAUACUCACACCUAAUGGAGCCUGCUCUGACCGUAACGAGUGUGUGGAGAUGCCUAGCGUGUGUCGUCAUGGCGACUGCGUGGACUUUCCAGGUGGAUACGAGUGCAUGUGUCACACUGGCUUUACUGCAACUCAAAACCGCAGGAUGUGUGUAGAUGUUAACGAGUGUUCACACCAGCCAUGUGGGAAUGGCACAUGUACAAACUCUAUUGGCUCAUUUAACUGUAUCUGUCAUCAAGGAUUUGAGCUCGCCAGUAAUAGCUACUGCACAGACAUUGACGAGUGUGCAGUUUUUCAGUCUCAGCUCUGCAGGAACGGCCACUGUGUUAAUAAUGUUGGGUCUUUCCAGUGCCUCUGUAGAGAGGGCUAUGAGCUCACUCUAGAUGGAAAGAGCUGCAUAGAUGUUAAUGAGUGUAUAUUGAAUCAUGGGAUAUGCGCUCCUGGAACGUGUAUGAAUCUGGAUGGUUCUUUCAGAUGUGUCUGUCCUGAUGGGUAUAUUGUCCACAAUGAGCACUGUGUAGAUGUGAACGAGUGUUCGGAGGAGCCCGGCAUCUGUGCGUAUGGCUCCUGCUUCAACAGUCUGGGGAGCUUUGAGUGCGUGUGUAAACCUGGAUUUGUGCUGUCAGAAGAUAGACGCAGAUGUUACGACACUAGAGAGAGCUUCUGUUUCACACGCUUUGAGAGUGGCAAGUGCUCUGUCCCGCAGGCAUUCAACACCAGCAAAGCCAAGUGCUGCUGUAACAUCAUGGCCAAAGAGGGCUGGGGCGACCCCUGUGAGCUUUGCCCUAAAGAACAGGAUGCUGCCUUCCAGGAUCUAUGUCCGUUUGGCCAUGGGAUCAUUCCCGGUGUUGGGGAUGCACGUGUGGACCUAAACGAAUGUUUGGAGAAUCAAGAGAUUUGUGUGAAUGGCCGCUGCAUCAACAUGGAUGGCUCCUUCCGCUGCGAGUGUCCCAUGGGCUACAUGCUUGACUACACAGGAACACGUUGUGAUGAUAUUGAUGAAUGUUCAGUGGAAAACCCCUGUGGAAAUGGAACAUGCUCAAAUGUGAUUGGAGGAUUUGAGUGUCUGUGUGAGGAGGGAUUUGAGCCUGGACCAAUGAUGAGCUGUGAAGAUGUGAACGAGUGCAGUGAGAAUCCUCUGCUCUGUGCGUUUCGCUGCAUUAACACUUUCGGGGGUUAUGAAUGCAGCUGUCCGUCUGGUUACUCUCUGCGAGAGGAUGGACGCAUGUGUCAGGAUGUGGACGAGUGUGCAAAUGAUCUUCAUAACUGUGACUCCAGAGGAAUGGAGUGUAACAACUUAAUUGGCACCUUCAUAUGUGUUUGUCCAGCCGGGAUGAUCCGCAGGAUGAAUGACGACAUGUGUCAAGAUGAAAAUGAAUGCUUGACUCAGCCGGGUGUUUGUGAAAACGGUCGAUGUGUGAACACUGUGGGCAGCUACACGUGUGAAUGUGGUGUUGGAUUCAAAGCUGACUCUACAGGCACGCAAUGUCUUGAUUACAGGAAAGGCUUUUGUUUCACCGAAGUUCUGCACACAAUGUGUCAGAUGUCAUCCAGCAGUCGUGUUCCUGUCAGCAGGUCUCAGUGCUGCUGUAAUGGAGGCCGUGGGUGGGGGGACCAGUGUGAGCUCUGCCCUUUGCCUGCCACUGCCAACUACAAGAAACUCUGUCCAUAUGGCCAUGGCUAUGCCACUGACGGAACAGAUAUAGAUGAGUGUAAGCUGAUUCCAGGUGUUUGUACCAAUGGCGUCUGUAUCAAUGUCAUGGGCUCUUACAGAUGCCACUGUAAACCAGGAUACAUCACCUCUGCUGCAGGAACCACAUGUGUCGAUGUCGAUGAAUGCGGCAUGUCCCCAAAACCCUGUAACUUCAUCUGUAAGAACACAGAGGGCAGCUAUAUGUGUUCCUGUCCCCGCGGUUACACGCUGCAGGAUGACAGCAGGACGUGUAAAGAUGUGGAUGAAUGUCAGAGCAGACGACACAGCUGCCCGUUCUCGUGUGUCAACACCAUCGGUGGAUUCACCUGCAAGUGUCCGGCAGGCUUCAGCCAGCAUCACACGGCCUGCAGAGAUAUUAACGAAUGUUUGGCUGAGCGGGGUCCGUGUGGCCAGCGGGGCGUCUGUCAGAAUUCAGUGGGCAGCUUCAGCUGUGAGUGUCCACAGGGCUUCAGUCUGGACUCUCUUGACCUCAACUGUCAUGACGUAGAUGAGUGUGCGGGCGAUCACAGGUGUCAGUUCGGAUGUCAGAAUGUUGCGGGUGGGUUCCGUUGCAGCUGUCCAGAAGGAUACACACAGCACCAGCAGUGGAACCAGUGUGUCGAUGACAAUGAGUGCUUGAACCAGGGCAGCUGUGGUUCAGCUUCUUGUUUCAACACAUUGGGCAGUUUUAAGUGUGGCUGUCCAUCUGGCUUCACCUUUGACCCCGUGUCCACUAGCUGUGAGGACGUGGACGAGUGCUUGUCCUUCAUGAGCCCCUGCAGAUACAGCUGCUCAAACACACAGGGUGGAUUCAUGUGCGGAUGUCCUGCGGGAUAUUACAGAGCAGGACAGGGGCACUGCGUAUCUGCUGUGGGUUUUGGAGGCGGUGGGCUUGGAGCAGAAGAGGAAAGCGGUCUUUCUCCUGAACCCUGCUAUGGCUGCAAAACUAAUGGACACCAGAAGAAAAGUGUCAGAAGAAGACACACUUCAAAGCUCACACUGGAAGGGGUUAGUCUGGCCAGUGUGGACGUGGAUCAGCCGCUGAAAUUAUUCCUCAAUCGCUCACAGCUCAACCCCGGUGAAGUCAUACUGAAGCUGUUGCCCGCUGUCAGAGCGCUCGCUCAACACGUGACAUACGCCAUCACAGCCGGAAACGGUGAUGGAUUCUUCCAGAUCAGACGGCGGGCGGGUGUCUGUCACGUGCACAGCACACACAGGACGUCCUCGAUGAGACGCUACAUACUGCAGAUCAAAAGUUCCGUCCUCUCUAGAGACAUAGACAGGGAAGAGCGGCCCGCUGCAAACCUACACAUGACACUCCACGUUACACUCCAGUAGAGCAGGAACUGGUGAAAACAACGAGCUUAUUUCAUAAACUGACUGCUCUCUGUGACACUGAAGCUGCUGAAGUGUCUUUGAAAGGAGAUACAUAAAUAAUUGUCUGAUAUAGUUUUAUCAACUUUAAUUCAACCAUAAUUGUUACGACAAUACUAUUACAAUUUGUAAUACAAUUAUAAAAUGGUUUCAGAUGCCAUUGUAUUUGACAGUUGAUGUUAUGGUGUUGAUGGUUCACUUGAUAUGCAAGUUUUCUGACUUAAAAAAUGUUUAAUAAAACAUUUUAUG
This is a messenger RNA of Labeo rohita (rohu), 9291 nucleotides long. Its product is annotated as fibrillin-2. Lineage: Eukaryota; Metazoa; Chordata; Actinopteri; Cypriniformes; Cyprinidae. Gene Ontology annotation, molecular function: calcium ion binding. The coding region runs from base 448 to 9006 and encodes 2852 amino acids. The record is from RefSeq and is a predicted model, not a curated record. The transcript is spliced from 66 exons.